GAACUCCCGGCGCCUGGGCAGACCGCGAGCGAGAGCGCCCCGGAGCAGCGCCUGCAUCCUCCGCGCCUCUCCGCCAGAACCAGACCAGAACGCCCGAAGCCCCGGUCCCCCGCCUCGCUGCCCACCGGCGCAUCCGCACCAGCAGAUCCCGCUGCGCACCGACCCGACCCCGGCUCCUCCUGCGCGCCACGAUGAAGUCCCGCACCGCCUGGACGCUCGCUGUCGCCGUCACCCUUCUCCACUUGACCAAGAUGGCACUCUCCACCUGCCCCGCCGCCUGCCACUGCCCUCUGGAGGCGCCCAAGUGCGCCCCGGGUGUCGGGUUGGUCCGGGACGGCUGCGGCUGCUGCAAGGUCUGCGCCAAGCAGCUCAACGAGGACUGCAGCAAAACGCAGCCCUGCGACCACACCAAGGGGCUGGAAUGCAAUUUCGGCGCCAGUUCCACGGCUCUGAAAGGGAUCUGCCGAGCUCAGUCAGAAGGCAGACCCUGUGAAUAUAACUCCAGAAUAUACCAGAACGGGGAGAGUUUCCAACCUAACUGUAAACAUCAGUGCACAUGUAUUGAUGGCGCCGUGGGCUGCAUUCCUCUGUGUCCUCAAGAACUGUCUCUCCCCAACCUGGGCUGUCCCAACCCCCGGCUGGUGAAAGUCAGUGGGCAGUGCUGUGAGGAGUGGGUCUGUGAUGAAGAUAAUAUCAAGGACUCCCUAGAUGACCAGGACGACCUGCUCGGCAAAGGACUUGGAUUUGAUGCCUCGGAGGUGGAGUUAACGAGAAACAAUGAAUUAAUUGCGAUUGGAAAAGGAGAGUCGCUGAAGCAGCUCCCUGUCUUUGGCAUGGAACCGCGAAUCCUUUACAACCCUCUGCAUGGCCAGAAAUGUAUCGUUCAAACAACCUCAUGGUCCCAGUGCUCCAAGACCUGCGGAACUGGUAUCUCCACACGAGUUACCAAUGACAACCCUGAAUGCCGCCUACUGAAGGAAACCCGGAUCUGUGAAGUGCGGCCUUGUGGACAGCUUGUGGACAGCAGCCUGAAAAAGGGCAAGAAAUGCAGCAAGACCAAGAAAUCUCCGGAACCAGUCACGUUUACUUACGCUGGCUGCUCCAGUGUGAAGAAAUACCGGCCCAAGUACUGCGGCUCCUGUGUGGACGGCCGGUGCUGCACACCCCUGCAGACCAGGACUGUGAAGAUGCGUUUCCAAUGCGAGGAUGGGGAGAUGUUUUCCAAGAACGUCAUGAUGAUCCAGUCUUGCAAAUGCAGCUACAACUGCCCGCACGCCAACGAGGCCUCAUUUCGCCUCUAUAGCCUCUUCAAUGACAUCCACAAAUUUAGAGACUAGAUGCCCCCUGAGUUACCUUCGAGGCUGGACAGAGAAGAGUGUGACCAUCUCAGAGACAUGGGUGGGGGCGGUAGGAUGAAGGGCUCUUUGUAGAAGGGAUGCCUUGCUGGAUCUUGAGUAGCAUUAAGGUAUUUUAAAACUGCCAAGGGGGCUGGUGCAGAUGGACAGUAACGCAGCCGCAGUUGGAGAAUAUUUUUGCUUCAUAGUACUGGAGCACGUGCUAUGCUUCAUUUUGGAGCGUGUGGUGUGGAUGACGUUCUGUUUUCUGUUUGUAAAUUAUUUGCUAAGCAUAUUUUUUCUCUAGGUUUUUUUUCCUCUUGGUUCUACAAUUGUAAUAGAGAUAAAAAGAUUAGUUGGGCAGUGAAAGCCUUGUAUGUCCACUGACAGAAGUAAAUAAAAGGGCCUCCCAUUCCUUCUGAGGGAGGACACUCUGUGAGUGUCCCAAGGCCAGCUACCUGCACUCUAAACUGCAAACAGAAACCAGGUGUUUUCAGACUGAAUGUUUUUAUUUAUCAAAAUGUAGCUUUUGGGGAGGGAGGGGAAAUGUAAUACUGGAAUAAUUUGUAAAUGAUUUUAAUUUUAUAUCUGAAAAGAAUUUAUUUAUGGAAUUAAUCAUUUAAUAAAGAAAUAUUUACCUAAUA
Messenger RNA from Nannospalax galili (Upper Galilee mountains blind mole rat), 1978 nucleotides. RefSeq names its product cellular communication network factor 1 (gene Ccn1). Gene Ontology annotation, cellular component: extracellular region. Bases 192 to 1337 code for a protein of 381 amino acids. NCBI's taxonomy places the organism in Eukaryota, Metazoa, Chordata, Mammalia, Rodentia, Spalacidae. Gene Ontology annotation, molecular function: protein binding. The record is from RefSeq and is a predicted model, not a curated record. Gene Ontology annotation, biological process: signal transduction. The transcript is spliced from 5 exons.